Messenger RNA from Ctenopharyngodon idella (grass carp), 1888 nucleotides. Its product is annotated as extracellular calcium-sensing receptor-like. Gene Ontology annotation, cellular component: membrane. Gene Ontology annotation, molecular function: G protein-coupled receptor activity. Bases 328 to 1671 code for a protein of 447 amino acids. Gene Ontology annotation, biological process: G protein-coupled receptor signaling pathway. The record is from RefSeq and is a predicted model, not a curated record. The transcript is spliced from 3 exons. NCBI's taxonomy places the organism in Eukaryota, Metazoa, Chordata, Actinopteri, Cypriniformes, Xenocyprididae.
UCAAAAAUUUUGUACGGUGUACUUACUGUGUUCAUGUUGUAUUGCAAAACACUUCUGUUGCCAUAGAGGUUGGAUACUGGUAAGGUUAGGGACAGGUUUGGUGGUAUGGGUAGGUUUAAGUAUGGGUUAAGGUGUAAGUGAUGAGUCAACAGUGUAAUUAUAAAUGUAAUUACAGAUAUAAUUACAUGCAAGUAUUUUUUAAACUAUAUUGAUACUGCAUUGCAUCAAAUGAUUAAUUUAAAUAUAAAACCUAAUAUAAAGUGGGACUGUAUCAUUUAAUUUCAGCAUUUAACAGUUUUUUUUUUUUUUUUUUUUCUUAGAUUCAAUAUGGAAAACUUCAAGCAUUCACAAAUCAUGGUUUUUACUAUAGAUGAGAUCAAUAAGAAUCCAAACCUGCUGCCUAACAUCACUCUUGGUUACCAAAUUUAUGACAACUGUGUGAGGCUAGGAAUGGCUUUCCGGGCUGCCAUGUCUCUGGCUAGUGGGACACAGGAUUCCUUCUCCAAUCUCAACUGCACUGGCCCCCCUCCAGUCAUUGGGAUUGUAGGGGAUCCAGGAUCAACUCCAUCCAUUGCCAUUUCCAGUGUGCUGGGUCUAUUUCGUGUUCCUAUAGUUAGUCACUUUGCCACCUGCUCCUGUUUGAGUGACAAGAAAAAGUAUCCCUCUUUCUUCAGAACAAUCCCCAGUGAUGCCUUCCAGGUGCAGGCAAUGGUUCAGAUUUUGAACCAUUUUGGAUGGACCUGGGUUGGUCUUCUCUACAGUGAUGACGAUUACGGUAUCUAUGCUGCUCAAUCCUUCCAAAAGGUUGUGCAGCUGUUUGGAGGUUGUGUUGCUUAUUCUAAAAUUCUGCCCCAAAACAACCCUAGAGAAAUUAAGCAUAUAAUGGGAGUGAUCCAGGCCUCUACAGCUAGAGUGAUAGUUGCUAUUUCGACUUCAUCUUAUCUGCUGCCUUUGAUGGAUGAAGUGGUGUUGCAAAAUUUGACAGGGAGACAGUGGAUUGCAAGCGAAGCUUGGUCCAACUCACCUACAUUUCGCACUCCACGUUUCCUGCCCUUUCUGAAGGGCACACUGGGCAUUGCCAUUAAACGUGGGGAAAUCCAGGGACUUCUUGAAUUUCUUUUACAUCUCCGUCCCAGCAGUGAUCCAAGAAAUAAUAUGCUGAAGAUCUUCUGGGAGAACAUAUUUGGGUGCAGUUUUGUAACAAAAACAGAUGGGGAGCAAGUAAAAAAGGUGUGCACAGGACAGGAGGAUCUGAGCAUCACAAAUACAGCAUACACUGAUGUUUCAGGGUUAAGAGGAUCCUAUAAUGUCUAUAAGGCAGUUUAUGCCCUAGCAUAUGCGCUUCAUGAGCUGAUGCAGUGUGAGGAGGGAAGAGGACCAUUCAGUGAGAACAGAUGUGCUGAAAUAACAAAUCUGAAACCCUGGCAGCUAGUCCACUACCUAAAGAAAGUGAACUUCACCACAGGCUUUGGGGAUCAUGUGUCAUUUGAUAAGAAUGGAGAUGCUCUGCCUAUCUAUGAUGUGUUAAACUGGCACCCAAGCUCUGAUGGAUCAAUGAGGGUCCAAGCGGUUGGUGUAGUAAAUAAGGGGGUGGCAACAGUCAUGGUGGUCACACUGGAUGAGAAUGCAAUAUACUGGAACUUUGAGGCAAAAAAAGUAAUUAGACAUUAGACAUGUUAAUGUCAUCCUUUUUGCAGAUCUAAAUGCUCAAAAUAUGAAAAGACAAAUAAUAAAUUAACAAAAAAUCCAAGCGUGUCAUUAUCUAAAAGAGAUGACAAAAAACAUUUCUUAUAACAGAUGAUGUCUCUUUCAGCCCCCACAGUCUGUGUGUAGUGAGAGCUGCCCCCAAGGCACCAGACGAGCCAGGAAGAAGGGCCUUCCUGUCUGC